Messenger RNA from Fusarium coffeatum, 2901 nucleotides. RefSeq lists its product as uncharacterized. Bases 1 to 2901 code for a protein of 966 amino acids. The transcript has 5 exons. The record is from RefSeq and is a predicted model, not a curated record. Gene Ontology annotation, cellular component: mitochondrion. NCBI's taxonomy places the organism in Eukaryota, Fungi, Ascomycota, Sordariomycetes, Hypocreales, Nectriaceae.
AUGGUGAGAGUGCCUAUUUUCAAGAGUCCCAUUAGCGGAAAAACACCUAAAGAUGAACCCAUCAAAUCCGAAGACGACCUAGCCCCAGGCAUAAUUUCCGACAAAGACGCAGCACUCCAUCUAGAACCCAUUCCCAACAAAGCACUCCUCGUCAAGAUCCAGCCUCCCAAGAAACCAUCAGUCAAAAUUCCCCACGUGCCAUGCGACAUCGUCCUAGUCAUCGACGUCUCAGGCAGUAUGGGCGAAGCAGCCCCAGUGCCAGGUGAGACUGACGAAGGUACUGGACUUUCUGUUCUGGAUCUUACGAAACAUGCUGCGAGAACAAUCAUUGAGAGUAUGAAUGAGAAUGAUAGGUUGAGUAUUGUCACUUUUGCGUCAAAGGCAAGAGUAGUACAGCCGCUUUUGUCGAUGGGCAAAGUGAAUAAGGCAAAGUCCAUUAAGAAUGUUCAGAGUAUGAAACCUCUUGAUGCGACAAAUUUAUGGCAGGGCAUGUUGGAGGGUAUUAAGCGAUUUAAGCCGGAGGAGGGGUCUACAAAUGUCCCUGCUAUCAUGGUCCUCACAGACGGUAUGCCCAACCAUAUGAACCCUGCGGCUGGCUUCGUACCCAAGAUUCGCGCUAUGGGCUCUCUUCCAGCAUCAAUCCACACCUUUGGGUUCGGCUACAGUUUGCGUUCCGGUCUUCUCAAAUCCAUCGCUGAGAUUGGAGGCGGUAACUACGCCUUCAUCCCGGACGCAGGCAUGAUCGGUACAGUCUUUGUUCAUGCCGUCGCUAACUUGCAAAGUACCUUUGCAACACGCGCAGUACUUAAACUUACAUAUUCCAAGCCUUUGGAGCUGUAUCAAACCACUGGUCCUUCUGUCCAACAAGACACUAUCAAGUCUGCGGAUGAUUCGGAGAAUAGCGUGACAGAGAUGACUAUACAUCUUGGAAAUCUACAGUUCGGCCAGUCGCGCGACGUCUUUUUGGAGAUGAAGAGUGGCAAGGAGGUGGAAUUUCUGAUUGAGACGGAUCCUUCACGUUCCAUUGUGGAGGCUUAUUUGACGUACAUUAAGCCUGGGAAUGACAUCAAGAGCCGCAUUGCGGUCAUGGAGUCAAAAGAAUCAGCCUUCGUCCCCAUGGCCACCGCCCAGCGCAGUGUUCUUGAGCACACUGACCUCCCCGCUUCAGAGAUCGCAUACCAUGAGUCCAGAUCUAUGAUCUGCCACUUCAUUUCAAACCUUUUCACUUUCCAGCGUGACGAUGAACGCGUGAUGCUAGGCGAUAUCAACAGAACGGACAAGAUGGGGCAGCUCAAGACCCUCAUCACCAUACUCCCUGCAAAGGACUUUGACGACGAGAAGAAUAAGUCUCUCAUGCAGGACAUCUCGCCCGAGGAGCCCAAGGGACAGGUUUUCCUGGCGAUUGAGAGCACUGAAUACUUGUGGAAAUGGGGAUGUCAUUUCCUACCAUCUUUGCUCAAUGCGCAUACUCGCCAGGUAUGCAACUCGUUCAAGGAUCCUGGACCUCUGCAGUAUGGAACGGAGAGUCCCCUUUUCAUAUCCUGUCGUAAUUCGCUUGAUCAAAUCUUCGACGAUCUCCCCGUUCCAGAACCAUCAAUCGAUAUUCGCUCGCACUCCGGAAUAUCUCCUGUCGUCGCCAAAGCCAGGGCCAAGGUUCCUGUAAGCAUGAGUGUUUAUCGCAACAGCGCAGGCGUCUGCUUCGCAGCAUCAACAGAAGUAACUUUAGCUUCCGGUCGCAUCGUACAAAUGCGCAAACUGCGUCGUGGAAUGAAAGUCCGUACACCCCGUGGAUCGCGCCGUGUCGCAAUGGUUCUCAAAACACCCGUCGAGCAAGAAGUUCUCUGCCGCGUCGGCUCCAUCCUCGUGACACCAUGGCAUCCUAUUUCCAGUGACAGCAAGCGCUGGGACUUUCCCGCCAACGAAGCUACAGCGAUUGUAAUGUAUACAGGCUGUAUUUACUCCAUUCUUCUAGAACGCGAUGCAACUGUUGCUGCUCAUGCUAUUCGUGUUGGAGAUAUGUGGGGUGUUACUUUGGGUCAUGGAGUUACGGCUGGGAAUGAUCGAGACCCCAUUUUCAGCACACCCCCACCGAUGACGUCCGAGGCAAAAAUGACGGACUUCCGAACCCUCAACACCAACUUUCUCGGCUCCGGCGCUCUCCAUUACCAAUCCAACUUCUUCACUUUCUGUAAUAACCUCCAACGCCCCUCAGCCGCCCAGACGUAUCUCGACAACGUCGCGCCAAUUACGAUCCAAGCGUUAAGUUCUCACACACAGCACAAUGUCAUUACCGGCCAGAAUAUUACCGAGGUUACGGCCCUUCCUCUCAACAUCACGAACAAUCGCUCAUACUACGACACUAUCUUGCAAAGUCCCUCAACUCAACCCGCCGAUAAACCCGAAGUACCGCCCAAAUCCGCCGACGAAAGCGUUCAAGACGAAUUUCCUACCAAACAAGCUACACAAACACCGCAAGAAAAGGCACGGCUGGUAUUUGGUUCGCGCGUGCUGGGUCAGGCAGAGAAGGACGAAAGAUUAGCUACGCGGAAAGCAAAAGCGACAUACAUCGCCGGUGUUCUCGUGCCGCCGAAACCCGAAGAGCCGGAUAAUUGCUGCAUGAGCGGGUGUGUGAACUGCGUGUAUGAUCAAUACAGAGAUGAGCUGGAAGAGUGGCAAUUAAAGAAUGCCGAGGCGCAGGCUGCGCUGAAGAAGCAUGAGGGGUCUGUGGAUGCGGACGGGGGAGGCUCGGAGGCUAAUUGGAAGGUGGGCGAGGCCAAGAUUGCGAAGGACUUUUGGGACGACGAGUUGUAUGCGAGCUUGCCGGUUGGAAUUAGAGAGUUUAUGAAGACGGAGAAGCAGUUGAAGCAGAAGCAUGAGAGUGAGGGGCCGAAAGAGGGUUGA